UUAACGCCACACGGGACCCCCUUUGUUUCAUUUCAGACACGUUACAAUUCAUUCACGAAAAACAAGCUUUCCCCGGUUUAUUGCACCAAUGUAGUUCCAGCAGGUAUUCUGGGCGGGGCUUAGAUCUUAGGUGUGUAAGGAAGAGGUCGAUUCAGGUGUUUCAACCUUCUCGACGACACGGGAAGAAAGAUUUAGAAUAGGCUACCUAUCAAGCCUACUUUUACAUAUAUAUUUUUUUAUUAUUUAAAACCUCCUGCUGCUUUUUACCGUAAAUAUUGGAUACUUAAUUUUGCAGAACCUUUGGGAACGGAAACAGACGAGGCACAAACAAGGGGUCUGUGCGCGUUUGGAGGAUGCAUUCCGCCAGCUAUGGAUACAGCGUAAGUGUGGUCAAAUGUUACCUUGUUCAACACAAUCUUGGGCGUCAUUGAUAAUGUCAAUAGUUUUGUCCCUAUAAGAGACAGGCAGUUUGAUUACUCACCCCCAUAUUCCUCUCAGGGACCAGGAGCUCCUUUUGUGUUUUUAUUAGCAGCUCUGUGCAUGUUUUCACGAUAAGGCCUAAAAUAGCCUGACUGACUCACCAAACCCUAUUGCCUUCAUUUGACCUUUGAAAGUGUCUGUCAGAACGUCUAUCAUGUUUAUGAUAGUGUAAAGUUUUAUCUUUGACAUAGAAAGUUGGUAUGAAAUUAAACUGUACAGACCACUUGACCUGUGUUGAAACUGUUAUGCAUAUGCAGACCACACCUGCACUGCUAUCACUGUGACAGAAACAAGCCUGCCAGAUCAAGCUGUAGUAGAAACACUGUAUCAUAUAAAAAGUAGGUAUUAUACUUAAUAAUGUUACUGGAAUAUGUUUUUCCUUUUUUGAAGAUCCCUGAAUAUCAUUUACUUAGGUUAAUUUCAAUGUGUUAAACAUAAUGCUUGUCAUCCAUAUUGGGAAAUAGUGUAGCACCUAGUUUUGUGUCUAGUUUCUGUUCGGCCCCCACUCAAAGGUGUGGUGCAGCACCGGCAGCAAAACUGCUGGCAGGUAGUCACUGCCAUAUCAUGUACAACCUUUAGGCUGCAGUCGUGAUCAUUAACAGUUGUAGCUUAGUAUAACACACUGAAAUGUUAUUGAUUGAGUUAAAAAUGUCAUGAGUAUGAGGGUGUGCGACUGUUUUCAGAAAUAUAACACAGUAAAAAAGUUGCCUUGGUGGUUUAAAGGGAUUUAAGUUCAACCAAUUUGGGCUCAUAACUGUUCUCAAAAUCCCCAAUGCCUCUUGUUGUGCAAUAUUUAAACAGGCGUGUAUUUUAAGAGAUAAUUGGAUGUGAAAACUGUGGAAAGCUUAUUUUUCCUAACCCAUAGGUCAAAUUCUCCUGAAGCAUGCAUACAUUAUGUAAAUCUCCAUCAUACACUUCUUGUUUCUACAUAAUUCUGUCUUGUUUGAGACGCAUAAAAUACCAGCGGAGGAUGUGGGCUGCAAAUAGUGUCAAACGGCCAAAGGUGAGCUUCACUCUGCAAAGGGAUUCAUUAAUGGUUACAAGGCUUUGGUCAGUGCUGCUGGAAUUCAGCAGCUCUUUUCCUCCAUUAUUUGACAGCUAACAGCUUCAUGAAAAACAGUCCUCAGUACACACAGUAGUGUGCAAAUAUGUGUGGUGUACACAAUACAAACAGUUAGAUGUUUCUUGCUUAAUAAAACAUGACAUUUACAAGAAGUCUCCAAGGUAGUAGCUUAAAAAAGUACUCUUACUUGUCAGUGCUGUUUUCCCACUCAGCUGAAAGGAUGCCCACUCUGUGAGGUAUGCUACACAAACAUGUUCUUACUUGACCCCUUCUCUACGGUGGGGACAUAGGGAAAGACUCAAGAGUUAUCUCCCCAUAAUUCUUGGUGCUCUGAAAAUAUGUGUGCACUGUGCAGUGUGCUGUAGAUUUGAUUAAAUCCUAGAUCCAGAUCAAUCACCAUGUUGUUGUUUCAGCUGAUUUAGGUGUCAAAAUGGUACAAUUUUGCAUAUUUAUAGACCUUAACUCAAUCUAUUUUUGUCCAGCUCUAUAAUGUUAAGUCAUAUUUUAUGCAUAAAGUAUGCAUCAACAAAAUAAAGAGUCAUUAUCAUGGAUGCUUUCAAAAUAUCAUGCUGUUAAGGAAAGGAAAGGCCUUGAGUUUAAAUUUAAUUGAAGAUAUCACGGCAAAAAAUAGUACCUGUAAGUUUAAGGGCAGAAGUGUGACAUUUUGUCUUACAUUGUUUUUCACGAUAUUCCAUACACAAGUUUUCUCUCAUACACUUAAUUGAGUACACUUUGUUGAUGAAGCUAUUUCUGUUUCCAUUUUGAAUAAUGAUAACGGACACAUUUGCUCUUUAACGUUAGCCUUUGAUAAAGUUACUUUUUUGAACCAGUAAACAUCUACUGUAUGUCAAAUGAGCAUUGCUCUUAACUGUGAAUAUUUGAUGACUCAUUGACAGUGAGGUUAGCCAUACAGUACCGUAGAUACUGGAUCACAUGGUAAUACUAUGAUUAAUAUAGCCUUCCUGUUCUCUGUUUCUGUGGUGAGUCAGCAGAGUGAGUAAAUAGUUCUUCAGGCAAGGCCACGCUGCUUUUCUCUAGAUUCUCAUGCUACACUCCAAGGGCAGCCAUGUUGAAAUUGAGCAAUUCUGUUGCAGUAAAUAGCAUUUUCAAGUCAAGACUUCUAUUAUUUACUACAUCGAAUGAUGCAUUCACAUGAACAGUGAUAGACUUUGAAAUUAGUUCGAUUUAGGUUUGAUAAGAACUUUAUUUAUUAAUUUAUGUAUUUUAGGUGAGGUGAUAAUAAGUUUUACACAGUUUCAGGAUGGAGCCAACACUGUUUCUCCCAGCUACCUGCUAAAUAACUUCCCUCACAGGGCCACUGUUAGGCAGGAUGUCUGUGAAGUUUUUGAAAGUAUAAGGUAUUUAGGAGGCUAAUGAAGCCUAGAUUUCAUUGAUUUGCUUUUGGCUGCAGUUAAAUGGAGAACUCCACCAACCUUCAUGAAAGCCUGUUUGUUAGGAGAGAUGAGUUGUCUAAAGCCUGUUGGGGCUCAGCGGGGAAGAUAAAGUCUGAUUAAUUGCCGCAAGUGAUGUCGCUUUAGGCAGCAUCAGCUGUGUCUGUAGAUUAGUUUGAAUUUUAGACGAAAAAACAUGUCAGGGUGAGGCAAGACAAAAGUGAACGUACCACCAGACUGCUUUGGGCGAGGGACUGGAGGCUAUGUUAGGCGCUGGAAGCAUCACACCUGACUCCUUGUCAGCUGUCAGGUUGCAGUGUGGGUAGUGUAGUCAGCAGGCUGAAGGAAAGUAUGAAUGCCUGGAAUGAACUGCAUAACUUCAGCUGGUUCUGCAGCAACACCUACCUAACUCUAAAAGUGUCCAUUGUAAGUUUAACAGUGCUUUGGGGCAAUGCAUAUGGAUGUUAGCACUCUGACCUGACCCCCAAACCCGUGAUAGGUUGCUCAGUGUCAUUUUAAAUUGCCCCACAGGACACACUCAAAGUAUCUAUACUCAAAAUAGCUCUCAAAAUUUAUUGACUAGAUUUACCACCCAAGAAAUCAUGCUUGGUGGUCUGAAUUUUAAAAAGAUGACACUCCCUGAAGAAAAUAUUUAUACCGUAUAUUUUAUUUAAAAACAAACUCAAGACCUAACUUUUUCAUCUUGCUUAUAUCUAAAUUUUAUAUCGUUAACUUAAUUUUGUUUGAGUGUUUUAGCAUUUAUCUCUUUCUGGUUUUAAUGUUAGGAUCUUCUUUUAUUGUUGGAGCCCCAACCAAGUAUCGAGUGUAGAAAUGAAAUUAUGUUCAUUAGUUGGAAAUUCUUUUUCAAACCCUUGAUUAAUAUAAUUUAAUAUAAUUUAUAGCUGAUUUUUCAUGAUGUAUGAGCCAAAAUGAUCAAAAAAAAGCAAAAAAAAAAGCUUGAAAUAUUGUUCUUUACAUUUAAUGAAUAUAAGAAUGGAUAAAAGUCAACCUUCAUGAAUUAAAGGGAUAUUCCAGCAUAAAAUCAAUUAAGGGUCAAACACCGAGUUAGAAGCUUGCUUCUCUAGUUAUACCAACUUUAUAACGACUGCACGAUAGCAAUACACAGCGGUCUGAGGAGCCAUAAACAAACCUCAACCAAAAAAGCCAUUCUAUAACUACAAAUAAUGCUCAGAACAGCACCUAACUUCAGCAACAGUACAUAUAGGGUACCAGCCAUAGCACUAGCCAUCAAACAUUUUUUUAACUUUGCCGAAUUUCUUUAGCAAAGAGACUAAACACAACUCACCUACUCUCUUCCAGCAGCCGCUUGUUUGUAGUGAGACCUCAGGCCAGUCCAUUACGGACUGCUGCGGGGGGAUGCAGCUCAAGGAAGAACAUUUAAGAUCAUUUCUUUAUCGUUUCCUUGAAGUAAUAAUUAUCAUAUUAAUCAUAUUGCACUGCAGAUGCAGUAGUUCUUCUGCCUUAGUGUCUCGGUCUGAUUGCAUUUCAUUGAAGAAAUCAAUCAAAACAUCAAUCAAAAACAUGCCAAAAACUCCAACAUGUUAAACCCCAACAUGCAAGUUUUACUGAAUUAUUGAUACAUAUAGUAACCUAAUCUGCUGCCGUAUGUUAGGCCAUGUUUGUGAUGGUCAAAACUCAGGCAUCAUCACCAUUUCAAUGUUAGUCAAUAAGACGGGUCAAGAAAGUUCAGUUGUUGGAGAUUUAUCUUCGCAUAAGUAUUUAGAUGCUAUUAAAAUAUUAAGAAAACACUAGCUCCAACUGUUUUGCUUUUCCCGUAUUAGCAAAUGUUCAUCAAGUGAACAUUAUCUACUCUCUACGUUCUAUAUUGUGAUGCAUACAGAAGUAAGAAUAAGGUCCCAAAGCUAUAAAGGGAAUCAAACACCCGAUAUGACAAAAUAUCUGUAUUAGAGAUCUGUGUUCAUGUGAUUACAUUUAUGAGAACCAGCCUUAAAGCCACGCAGCAGAUCUCUGCAUGAAGGAGACCUGCUGUUUUUUUCUUGGACCACACCUCACAGCAUUUUUAUCACACUUGUCAAACUGGUUCGCCUUCUUUGAGACACUCUGCUGUACAUACGCUACAAAAUCAUCCCUCACUUCUCUGUUUGCCAGAAAUCUUGACAACACCAAUCUGAAAGCCUUUUCUGCAGACCACAUUGUUCUUGUGUUGAACAUUAACUGUUUGUUUUAGUUUGUGUCAGCGGGUUGGGGCUUUUCUUCAUCUUUUCAACGUUGUGAAACAGACAGUAUUUCUUCCUGAGGAAAUAGACUGAGAACAGAACUGGGCCAGUGUUUCAUUUAAAAAAAAGGCUACAUAUAGACUAAAAACAAGAUAGUAUUUCUUUUUGGAGUGCAGAAUGGGAUAUGAUGAAGAGCAUGUAAUGGUUUUAUUAGGCUGUGAUCAGGGUGGGCUGAGACCCCGCAGCGCUUGCUGACCCCCAUCUCUAAUGAUUUCCUUCAUUCGGGCCCAUGAUUGCUGUUAGAGAUUCCAAUUAGAAAGCAUGUGUGAAGGCCCGAGCCGGGUAAGAAUAGGCUUUAAUUGCCAUGAGUUAUCAUCUAGACUCGUGUAAUUGAGCCCCCAUCUUAAGGGGCAGCACAUCUGACAAAUUGAUUUAAUACCAAAGUGAUUCUCCAUCCCUAAUGGCACCCGGGCUUCUUCAGGCACUGAAUUCAUUGUGUGUUGAUUACAAAGCGGCCUGAAACCUUUCUCUCUGUCCGCCCACUUGAGAGAGCCUAACAACAGACACACAUGCAGUAUCGACAGACACACACACACACACACACACACACACACACACACACACACACACACACACACACACACACACACACACACACACACACACACACACACACAGCCUGAAGCAACAAGCCCAUCAUUACUACAAGGUAACCUGUAGAUGUUAUGCAAUUUUCACAUGCAUGUAUGUUUUCAUGAGAGUGGGAGCUCAGUAAUGUUUACUGAACAAGUUUUACCAGUUUUAUAAAAUGUAAAGUGGGGUACAUGCUGCCAGUCUCAACUCGCACCUCGUGAAAAUUAGAUUAAAGCUUACAUGUCACAUUUUUUACUGUUGUGUCAUAGUUUAGCAGUUUAAUUUCGACAUUCGUGUUCAUUUGACAAAAUCUAGCAGAUUAGUGGCUCUGCGAGUACUAACCUGCCCAACAUGUCUCUGUACGCCUGAGAUUAGCAACAGACCAGUGUGUGACUCAGUGAGGCAUUUAUCACGUCCUGUAUUGGAUUAACAUGUUUACAGCCUUACACAUAUUGCAGGGAUGGAAAAAUCCCAACAAUGUCAACAACCUAUAGUAGUCUGCUACUGUAAAAUUAGGAGUUUUCCAGAAAAAAUAUCCUGCAGUUCUGAAUUCCACAGGAUAUGGAGGCAAUAUGUUACAGUAAAAUACUGUUGUUAAAUACAGCCCAUAAUCACUUUUGGGGAUUUUUUAGAAAUGACACUAUAAUCAUAGAAAUGAAAUGAAAAUGUUGGAUCUCAAGUCAAGAAGUUAAAGUGGAGUAACACUGACCAUAACUCAACUCUAUUGAUAGGUUAUUUAUUCUUAAAGAAACAGUUGCAAAACAAGUGAACAUGGACAAAUAUGUCAUUAACUGAUCAACAUAGAUUAUCCUUCACAACGUAAACUUUUUUAUUGUCUUGUUUAAGCUUUUAUAACUUAGUUUAGAAGAAAUUUCAUGUAGACAUAUCAGCACUCAAAUGUCUAUGUUAGAAUUUGUUCUUAGUUAACAAAGUAAGAAAACUUUGUUGAAUAUGAGAAUCUCUUUUAGAAAUUGUAUUAGUGUGCUGUAAGAAGAGCUUCUACUUAAAACUGGCCAAUGACUGAUGUCUGUUGUCGUAUUUUGGUCAUCCAUCUGUCCAUUUACCAUCUUUGAAUCUAUACUUUGGUUAGUCUGUCCCAUUCAUCAGUUUGUUUGUAGUGAAAUGUAUUAUUUUGAAAUGUUUAUGGAUAAAAUAUGUCCCCUCUUUCUCAGCCUGGCCACCUGGCGACACUUACAGUUUCACUCAAAGGGAAAUAUUGACGGAUGUGAAGCGUGGACAUAAAACCACAGAGCCUCACAUCCUAAGGGCAGCAUUUCUCGAUCUGUAACUGUUAUUGAUGCUGGUCUUAAAAAAUAACACCCUACACCGUACAAUUGUCACAGUUUAAUUAAAGUUGUUUCUGCUUGUUUGCUUACUGUGUAUCUUUCUUUUGCGUCUUCAGGGUCCUAAUGGCCAUUAUGCAUCUGGCAAGGAGACGGGGUCAAAGAAGAAGAUCUGCAUCGCUAUCGGAGUUCUUGUGGCGCUUCUUGUCCUAGCAGCUAUUGCAGCGUUCCUUAUUUGGCUGUUUGUCUGUGAGUAUCGUUGAAAUCUAUCCUCUACUUUGUCAUCAAUUGAAGGGACUAUGGACUGUAGAGUUCAGUACUAUAUUCUAAUAUGAAAAUUUAAUGUUACAUAAGAUAUGCAAUGAACUUUUUUCAUGUGUCAGGAUUAUUCUUGAUCACAUUAAAGGAGAAACUUUGGGUAUUUAUAAUUCUGCCAUCAGUUACUGCCAAACUGGGCAUAACAUCAGAAAACUGUAAAGUGGAUCAUUCCCACUUGUUGUUAAGGCGCAGUUCUUUGAUAUGAAAGUGUAAGAGUGGCUUGUUUGGACUUUGUAAUUUCCCAUUAGUGUUAGCCUAUUUGACAGCUCCGACACUUUCCUUUUAAUAAUGCAUCGGAGAAAAAUGUCACAGAGUCCAUGGCACAGCUUCGCACAUCUGAUAAAAAGGCCUCUGAAGUCUUGAUAAACAGCCUCUUGAUUCAGCUGGCUGUUUUAAUUGCUCUGAGAGCCAAACUGUCUUCUCAGUACGACAUCACGCUUCACAACUUUAAAAUAAUGCUCCAAGGCCUGUUUAAAAACCCAGAGCCUUCUCUUUCAUCAAAGGCAGCUAUCAUACAGCAUUUUGUUGAUCAAACACUGAAGUCUCAUUUGCCUCUCUCCCCUAAGUUAAAGAUGCUGAUUCAGAUGCCACCAUAAGUAAGCAGCUCAGCCCAUCGACACGGGUCUUCAGUGGGCAUAUGAAGUUGGCCGACGUGAAGUAUAGCGAUAAGCUGGAGAAUACCAAGAGCAAGGAAUUCGAGGAAUUAGCAGAGAAGCUGGAGGCAGUUGUGAGUCUGACACCCCAAAGACAUGACUUUCCUAUUCUUUCUCCCUUUCUGUAUUGUGUAUUUUGCGCUAUUUUGAGCUAAGUGUUACACCCGCUUCCCUUUUCUCACUACAGAUUAGUAGUGGAUGUUGUUUGGCAUUGUGGAAAUGCUUUUUUAGAAACGCCCCUCCUAGUGCAGAGAAACUGCUGAAGGCACAUUUGCGUGGGUGGAAUAAAACUCUGUACAUUCCCUCAGUAAUUCCCUCAACAGCAUCUCCCAUUAUUGGAGGCAGUGGAGCUGUUUGUAGCACCACUUAGGAGCAUGUUUUGAUAGCAAAAAAGCAUUCACUCAAACACCAUCAAGCGAGCACUUGCUCAGUGAAAAGCAACAGAAGUGAGGGUGUUAGGUGAGGAUUACAGAGUAAGUGGUGGACCGGAAUAUGAGAUGACUAGAUAAAUGAAGAGGGUAAGCUUUAUGAUAUGGCAGGUUUGCACUUUCAUACAACUAAAAGGCCGGCUUUUGAGGAUUACUAUCAGAGACAGGUUGCCGUCAACAUCACACGUACAAUUUGUCAAAAAUAAAUGCUAGUAAACAGCACUACAAGAAAAUGUGGAUGUUGUGAUUAUGUACUUAUACCGGUAAAAGUAUCAGUACUUCUAAGUUCCAAUUGGUCUAUCAGUUCCAGUCCUGGUAUCGGCCUAUAAUACUGCAGGGUUUCCCAGUUUACCAGUCAUAAUAUCAUAAUUUAGAAGCUCCACCUAAAUAUCAUCAGGUAUCAGCAUAACCCAUCAGUGUUUCUCUGCAGAAAAGGCUUAUCUUGUAUAAAGUAUUUCAGUAGUUUAAGCGGUGUUCUAGGUAUCUGAUAAUAUUCAAGUUAUUAAUGUUGGUAUUGGUAAAAUAAAAGUGUGCUGGAACAUUUCUCUGCUCUGUGAAUCCAGCUGCACCUGUCCUUUCAAACUGUCUUCCAGCAUUUUAUUCCCCACCGUGCCCCUCUGAUGGGUUUAGUAUAAUGGCACAUGGUUCAUCUGGUAUAAUGGCAUAUUUGAUGUUGCUGACUUGAACUUUAGAGCUGGCCGUUUUUCAAAGAAAAAACUCUCGAUAUUUCAUUUUAUGAUAAUUGACCACUUUGUCCCGUGAACAACCCGUUUCCUCUUUCACCGUGUCAUUUUCUGCUUUUAUCACCAAACCAAACGAAACCUGCUCAUCCCCUGCAGUCGCUUUUCUUCUUCUUCUUUUUAUUCUAACCCUUUUCUCAAUGAGUACUUGCUCUUAAGUUAGAUAACACUGCACAUUUGUAAAAUAUAGCACUGACCCCCAUUUAAGAAUGCAAAGUCUGUCUGCUGCUCCAUCUGAAACAGUUUGCAGCUCUCUACAGCUAAAGGCAAGGCAGCUAAUUCAGAUGUAGCAUGCUUUUCAUGGAAGUCAGUUUUAUAUUUUGACAUGCUAAUUUUGUUCUAUGUCUUCAGGCUGUCAAGCACAAAUGUUGUACAUGUUCUUUUCAUUAAAAUAAUACUUUUUUUCUCUUUGCAGCUGGAGGAAAAUUACAAUACAGAUCCAUUGUUCGCUAAAUACUACACCAAGUCUGCGGUGACUGCAUUCAGGUACCGUCAAGCUUUUUAG
Molecule: messenger RNA, 9692 nt
Organism: Xyrichtys novacula (pearly razorfish)
Lineage: Eukaryota; Metazoa; Chordata; Actinopteri; Labriformes; Labridae
Source: the annotation of a GenBank genome assembly